UAUUUCCUCCUGCUGCUAUCUGUAUUUAUUUUUUCUAAUGUAUUUUGAGUAAUUUGAUGAGUCUAUAUUUUUCUGGGAUUCCUAAAAAAUUCUUCAUGCAUCUACCCAAAUCAUUUCACAUUGUGCUACAGCUCUUCGGUGGGUGCAUUUUUUUCUGCUACAGAAAGCAGUGUGGAAAGAGAACUCUGGUCUCCUCCCCUAGUGCAAGGAAUGGAACCUGUGAGAACAGGCAGCAAGAAGUACAAAGAUCAGAGCUGGAUCUCUCAAUUAUUUAAAAAGAAAACAUGUACGACUUUCUUGCCAGACCCAGACGACAAAAGUGGAGAGCAGUGCCAAUGUGGAUAUUCACGAAGUUGUCACAAAUCUGUGGCAGUGGAGGACAACUUUGGGGCAGCCAUCAUAACUAAAUGGCAUACAUCACAACACACAACAGAGGAGCCCACAGAUGCCUUUGGAGAUGUUGAGUUUGCAGGUGCAGGAAAAAAGUACAGGAAGUUCAUCCGUCUAUCUAGCGAGACUAAUCCAGAAAUAGUCUAUCAUCUCAUUGUAAGCCACUGGAAGAUUCCACCCCCAAAUCUUGUGGUAUCUGUCAUUGGUGGAGGCGUUUCCUCCAACAUGAAAACAAGGGUGAAGGAUAUUCUACGCAAAGGCCUGGUUAAAGCUGCUCAAAGCACAGGUGCUUGGAUCAUAACUGAAGGACUUCGCGUUGGUGCUGGCAAACAUGUUGGCAAGGCAGUACGGGAUCACUCCACUGCCACUACCAGCUCCACUGGGAAGGUUAUUGCUCUAGGAGUCGUGCCAUGGGGACUUGUACACAAUAGAGAAUGCCUCAUAAACCCUAAGGGAUCAUCCCCGGCCAAGUAUAGUUUAACAGAUGUCGAUGGUCCUACGUACUCAUUAGACAGUAAUUACUCAGCCUUCAUGCUUGUGGAUGAUGGAACUAAUCAAAAAGUUGGAGGAGAAAAAUAUUUCCGAGCCCGGUUAGAAGAUUUUAUCUCUCAGCAGAAGACAAAAGGAGGAGCUGUAGGAAGCAUUGAGAUUCCUGUACUCUGCAUGCUAAUAGAGGGAGAACCAAGUAUAUUGGAGAGAGUAUACAAAGCUACAGAACAGAAAGAUAUCCCUUGGCUAAUUCUGGCGGGCUCAGGUGGCAUCGCUGAUUUUCUGUCAGAACUCAUACAGGAAUCUCUGGACCCUGAAGAAGUUAGGGCAGUGGUAACAGAAAGACUGAAAAAGCUUUUCCCUAAUGAAGAGAAUAUCCCACAUCUCACUGAUCUGGUUGAAAAGAUUCUUAAGAACAAGGACUUGCUGACGGUCUAUUCUGAUGAAGAUGGCCAAGAAGAGUUUGAUACUGUCAUACUGAAGUCCCUCGUCAAGGCUUGUAAAAAAUCAAGUAAUGUUGCUGAAUAUUUGGAUGAGUUGAAAUUAGCAGUGGCUUGGAACAGGGCGGACAUUGCCAGCAGUGAGCUUUUCAAAGGAGAUAUCCAGUGGAAGUCUAGUGACCUUGAAGACAGCAUGACAGAUGCUUUGAUUGGAAACAAAAAAGACUUUGUCAAGUUGUUUGUGGACAAUGGGCUAAAUAUUGCAGAGUACUUGACCUAUGGGCGCUUGGAGGAACUUUACUCAUCAGUACCAGAGAACUCACUACUCCACCUUCUCCUUUCCAAGAAACAUGUAGAGUGGAAAGAUUCUAGCAUGAAGGGCCAUGAAUCAACUUUACCUCCAGGCACUAGCAAAGGGCCUACAUUCCGGCUGUACGAGGUGUCAAAGAUCCUAAAAUAUUUUAUGGGCGAUCUUUCCAUACCAUUCUAUACACAUCUUACAGAAAACGGGAAGGCAUACAGUACUAAGAAAAACUCCUAUCACAAUUAUCAGAUGGUAAAAAUGGAUGAAGUUAAUUAUGCGACCAAGCACUCACCAACACCUUGGAUUGAUUUGUUUAUCUGGGCCAUUCUGCAGAAUUUGGGUGACAUGGCCAUAUACUUCUGGGAAAUGCAAGGAAGCGAAUCUGUGGCAUCUGCACUUGCUGCUUGCCGAAUACUAAAAGAGAUGUCACGAAUUGAGUCUGAGGCUGAGAGCUCACAGGCAAUGAAAGACCUGUCAAUCAAAUUUGAGCAGCUGGCCCAAGAUGUUUUCAGUGAAUGCUACAGAAACAGCGAAGACAAAGCUUUUAUCUUACUUGUGCGCCACUCUGUGGUAUGGGGGAAAGCCACGUGUCUUCAGCUCGCAACACAUGCUGAUGCAAGAAAUUUCUUUGCACUGGAUGGUGUGCAGUCAUUGCUUACCCAGAUCUGGUGGGGUGAGAUGGACAGAACUACAGAAGUCUGGAAGUUGUUGCUCACCUUCUUCUGUGCUCCACUGAUGUAUACCAACCUAAUCAAGUUCAAGCAUGCAGAUAAGCUGGAGAUGGUGCAAAACUUAGAACAGGAUGUUGGUGAUGUAGAUGCAAUACUAACAAUGGGCAGCCAGAUGUGCUUAGGUAAUCAAGAUGUUGAUUCUAACAAAGAAGAGGGAAGUGAUGAUGUGAAGAAAGAAAAGCAACCUAAUAAUUUCAAUCCUGAAGUGGCAGCUAUUAAGGAAAGUCCACGUCCAUUUGUAAUGGUGCGCUGGAAACAGUUCUGGAGUGCUCCAGUUACUUCCUUCCUGGGCAAUGUCAUCAUGUAUUUUGCAUUCCUGCUGCUGUUUGCUUACAUCCUGCUCAUGGACUUCAAAGGGCCACCUCCAGAAGGACCAUCUCAAGCUGAGUUUGUCCUCUACUUUUGGGUCUUCACUUUGGUGUGUGAAGAAAUACGGCAGAGUUUUUUCAUUGGGAAAUUGCCGGUGGCUCAGAAACUGAAGCAGUACGUGCUCGAUGUCUGGAACCAGUGCGACAUGACUGCCAUCCUGCUGUUUAUAAUAGGAUUGAUAUGCAGAAUGUUCAAAACAAGUUAUGAUGCAGGGCGAGUAAUCUUCUGCAUUGACUACAUGGUGUUCACACUACGACUUAUUCAUAUAUUCGCUGUCAACAAGCAGCUGGGGCCAAAAAUCAUCAUCGUUGGAAAAAUGAUGAAAGACGUCUUCUUUUUCCUGUUCUUCCUUGGUGUCUGGCUGAUUGCAUAUGGAGUGGCUACACAGAGUCUGUUGUACCCAAGUGAUGGUCGCCUUGAAUGGAUAUUCCGCCGUGUCCUCUACAGGCCGUACUUGCAAAUAUUUGGUCAAAUUCAUCUUGAUGAUAUAGAUGCUGCUCGUAUUGGUAGAAGGAACUGCACCAAUGACCCAGUAGAACUGAUUAAUGGGGAACUGCCACCAUGUGCCAACAUCUAUGCCAACUGGCUGGUGAUUCUUCUACUGGUUAUCUUUCUACUAGUUACCAAUAUUCUACUGCUAAACCUUCUAAUUGCCAUGUUCAGCUAUACCUUCUCUAAGGUCCAGGGAAACAGUGACAUUUACUGGAAGUUUCAGCGCUACAACCUGAUAGUGGAGUACCACAGCCGCCCAGCUCUGGCGCCUCCCUUCAUCAUCCUCAGUCACAUCCAUGUAUUUAUUAAGCGGAAUAUUCGGAAAAAGGCAUCUCUGAAAAGCAAACACUUCAUGUUAGAGUUGACAGAGCAACAAGAUAGUCAGCUUAUGACAUGGGAAGCAGUGCAGAAGGAGAACUACCUUGUACAGCGUGACAGACUGAAGAGGGACAGUGACAGAGAACGCCUCAAGCGAACCUCACAAAAGGUGGAUGGUAUUUUGAAAAACAUGACAGAAAUCAAAGAACAUGAUAGACGGUUAAAAGCCCUGGAAGCAGAGCUGGAUAAGUGCACAGAUGCCCUCACAUGGCUGAUGGAGUCGAUGGCAAACAGUGACUUGAUAAAGAGUUCCAGGCCUCCACCAAAUAUAAAAGAUUAGCAUCAUAUCUGGAACUGUUCUCUUACAUACUGCCACUAGACCAAUAAUGAAGAAGCAAGACCAUGGAGCCCAUGGAAGGUGCUUUGUCUUCCAAGGAUAUUCUGUAAUAUCCAAAAGAGAACUCUGUACUCAAAGCAGUGGGACCAAAUAAAAAUAAGGAUUUCAGUCCGUCGUCUGAAUUCUCAGUGCACAUGCAUCAUUGUUACACAAAGUGCCUUUUGUAAUCAUUAUUAAAGUUGUAACUGCUGUGUUGUUUUAAUUUGUAAUAUUUGUACUACAGAGAUGUGGCUUCAGUACUACAAGAAAUGCCCCGCUCCAGUCCAAACUACCAGUAAUGCAAUCUCGUAUUCCUGAAACUGAGCCUUUUUUCUUGCACUCCUUUGAGAAUUACUUACAUUCCAGGGCAGCACAUUUCAGACACAUUACAGUACAAACUGUAAAAGAUCAUGACUAACAUCAGUAAAAGAAAUACAGAAGAGAAAGUUGCAGCUUAACUGCACGGAUAUUGACUGAACUCCAGCACAACUGCAUGGGCUAUGCACUCUUCAUCCUGCAUGGAGUCCAGAGUUUAUUUCUACGAAUAGACUUCCUAUAUGUCCAGAAUUUCACAUGCCAUAUUUUGCAACUUGUUAAGUCUCUCAAAAGGAUUUUAAUGUUCUUAAAAAUAAAUAACAGAAAAAUAUGUUAAAAUGUAUGUAUGUUUUACCUUAUGCAUGAUGCAGUUGAGACUCAAGUUUUUAAGUGCAUCCAUCUCUCUUUCUCUCACUCUCUGUUUUUCUCUUGCUCUCUGUUUUUCUCUGCCUGUCUUAAUUUCUGGUGUUUCUUUGCUCUUGGCAUAUGACCAGAUGGUCCAAGUUCACUUAAUAACUCAGUCACUAGAAAUGCUUGUUGGUAGGAAAAAGAGGAAUGUUAUGGUGAGGUCUCCUCUCUGAGAGCAUGGUAGGCAGGGUGUGUCCUACUAGAUGCACUCUGCCUACAAUGCCUGGUCAAGAGUGGAAAUAAAAAAGGGUAGUGUCAGUCACAGAAGUGGUCAGCAAGCUCUGUCACCACACCACUGCACACUCAACCCUUGUGACUUUGAGGGCAUGUGCAGAAGAUUAAUGGGUUAAAAAAAACAAACCUUUAAUAUAUAAACAAAAUUAAAUAAACCUUCUGAUGGCCAUCUGGAUGACAGGCUCAGUUCAAUCAUGCUCUAGUCACAUGUUGAGAAAUGAAAAGGUGCUGGUUGGUAGGGUCAGAGAGAGUUGUAUUUAUUUAUUUUUUUUUUAUUUUGUGGAAUUUUGUCAUUGGUUUUCCUGUCUUCUUUCCCUUCAGUGAAUAACAAUCCUUCAAGCCUGCUCAAAUUGACAAACAUUCUUUGCUGGAGAACAAACCCUCCACAGUGCUCCAUAUCAGGAGUGUUUAGCCCUGUGCCUCCCAAAUUUAAUACAACUUUGGGUUCACAAACCAUUGAGGUAAUUUAAAUAAGUUCUCAUAUGAAUUCUGAUUGAUUUCUUGCUUGGGCUCAUAGGAAUAUGGUACAUUGAAAAAUGUAUACUGCCAGUCAAACAAGUAACUGUUUCUGUCUUGUCUAUUGCUCUGCUCAUUAUCACCCGUUCUCUGCCUCUUUCUCUCCCACCUCCCUUUCAUAUUAAAGCACAUAUUCUGCUCCUUCUAAAAUAACCUUCAGUUCCUCAUUUCAUAGGAGAGUGUUAAUGACUCAGUGUGUCAAGAACUGCCAUAUUAUUGUAAUUAGUUAAUUGUAUGGGUUCAGACAAGCUGCGUUUCAGGUAAUUACCUUUCUUGAGUCUUCUUGGAGACAUACAAAGUUCAAUUUAUUUUAUAAUACAGUAUUUAGGAUCAUACUGGGAUGCAUUCCAUUUGAAUUUUGUUUUUAAUGUUGUAAAAUGCUGUACAAAGGCUAACAAUAAAAUUAUUUUAACACUU
This is a messenger RNA of Protopterus annectens (West African lungfish), 5799 nucleotides long. Its product is annotated as transient receptor potential cation channel subfamily M member 4-like. NCBI's taxonomy places the organism in Eukaryota, Metazoa, Chordata, Ceratodontiformes, Protopteridae. The coding region runs from base 211 to 3873 and encodes 1220 amino acids. Gene Ontology annotation, biological process: calcium ion transmembrane transport. The transcript is spliced from 27 exons. The record is from RefSeq and is a predicted model, not a curated record. Gene Ontology annotation, cellular component: membrane. Gene Ontology annotation, molecular function: calcium-activated cation channel activity; ligand-gated calcium channel activity.